AUGAGUAUGAGACCAGACGAUCACCGUCGAAAAUGGGAUAAAGAUGAGUUUGAAAGAAUAGCUGUAGAACGACUUAAAAUAGAACUAGAAGAAGAGGAGGAACGUACAAAAAAGAAAGCACCUCCAGUAAAGAGGGAGCUUCUAAAACAACGUGAAUAUAAGGUGGAUUUAGACUCUAAACUAGGGAAGAGUGUGGUUAUUACCAAAAAUACUCCAACGUCACAAUCAGGAGGAUAUUAUUGUAAUGUUUGUGACUGUGUGGUUAAAGAUUCAAUCAAUUUCUUGGAUCACAUUAAUGGAAAAAAGCAUCAACGUAAUCUUGGUAUGUCAAUGAAAAUUGAGCGAAGUACGCUAGAUCAAGUUAAAGCCAGAUUUUCAUUGAAUAAACGCAAGUUGGAAGAGAAAAAGCGAGAGUAUGAAUUAGAUACUCGACUCAGAGAGGCUGCUGAAGAAGAAGCAAGACUAAAAGAAUUACGUCGAGAAAGAAGACGUGAUAAGAAACUAUCAGAUACCAUCCAACAUCAAUGGUGUAGUGAUAAUAAUUGGGAUUUAAUGGUAAGACAAAAACGUCAACUGGAGAAUUUUGAUACUGAUGAAACAAGCCAAGAUGAGGAAGAACCUGGAUUCUGGGACAAAGAGAUGGAAAUUCUUCAAAUUCUGCUA
Iphiclides podalirius (scarce swallowtail) is the source of this 663-nucleotide messenger RNA. NCBI's taxonomy places the organism in Eukaryota, Metazoa, Arthropoda, Insecta, Lepidoptera, Papilionidae. The record is from the annotation of a GenBank genome assembly.